AUGCAAAAUUCUCAAAGAAAUAAAGGGACACUUAGAAAACGCCAACCAAAUGUUAGUAAUGAUUUAAGUAAUAAAACAAAUGAUAUUACAAUUAAUUCAUUUCAUCGAACAAAAACAGUUUUGGAGGAUUUUCUUACAAAUUUGGCCAAUUACUAUUUAUUUAUUGAUGUUACAAAGAAAGUAAUUGCUUAUCUCAUUUUGGUGUCGAUACUUUCUGUUAUAGCAGAGUUUGUCGAACUUCCUCGAGAUUUGUAUAUUAAACAUAAUGUAUUUAAUCGAUUUGGAACUAAAAUUGGCUGGUUUUGGACUUGUCUUUUGCUUUGUCCUUUUAUGUGGAUUACUUCUUUAAUUCACAAUGAAAGUUAUUUGAAAGCUUUUUAUAGCCAAAUACGUUUAUUAAUUGCAACAAUUGGGUGGUAUUUGUGGACAAAUGCAUUUAUUAAAUUUGAGGACCAAACAGGCGUUUGUCAAGGAUUAAAUAAUUCUUCAAAGAUUGAUUGUUACAAUGGUGGCGGAAAGUGGAUUCCAGGUUUCGACGUAAGCGGUCACACAUUUCUAUUACUUUAUAGUAUUUUAAUUGUAUCUGAAGAGUCUUUCUCCUUCAAAAAUUUGCCUUCAAAACCUCAUUCAUUUACGACAAAUUUGCCAACAAAUCAACAAAUUAAGCGUUUUGAGCAGAUCAGAAAAUUUGUUGAGCGAAAUUUUAUUGGCCUUUUUGUUCUACAUUUACUUUGGGACUUUCAAUUAAUUGUGACUGCUUUAUAUUAUCAUAAUUUUUUGCAAAAAUUGGUUGGUGCUGCAAUUGCUGUUGGUUGUUGGGCUGUUACAUAUCGUUUUUGGUUUGUUGUUGGAUUUCCAUUCCUUCCAAUGAGGAGAAAUGUUUGA
This is a messenger RNA of Meloidogyne enterolobii, 885 nucleotides long. The record is from the annotation of a GenBank genome assembly. NCBI's taxonomy places the organism in Eukaryota, Metazoa, Nematoda, Chromadorea, Rhabditida, Meloidogynidae.